Molecule: messenger RNA, 4815 nt
Organism: Quercus lobata
Lineage: Eukaryota; Viridiplantae; Streptophyta; Magnoliopsida; Fagales; Fagaceae
Product: putative ABC transporter C family member 15
Exons: 11
Coding region: 174-4544 (1456 amino acids)
Biological process (GO): transmembrane transport
Cellular component (GO): membrane
Molecular function (GO): ABC-type transporter activity; ATP binding; ATP hydrolysis activity
Source: RefSeq, a predicted model, not a curated record
CUGUACUGUGUACAAACUACAAAUACUUCAACAGUCUUUUGUCCCUACCCUUAAAAGAAUCACGUCGGUCCUUCACAGGUUUCUUCUCUUUAACACGUCCUUACUGGCGACUCACUUUGCUCUAGUUCUUAGCCAUGUUACUCAUCUCACUUGAACUGGGACACUUGUAGAAUAUGGAGCCUGUCAUGAUUGGUAUCUCCUUAGAGUUUCUCAACUUAACAUUUGUCAUAGCAUUUCUGACAUGGGUUUUGCAUAAUGUUUGGAGACAAAGGAGAGAUGGUGAUAUAAAUGAGAAACAUGGGCCAGAUAGAGGGUCUAGAGUUUUUACAAUGAUCACUGUCAUAUCUAAUGUCAUCAUCUCAAGUUUGUACCUUGGUUUUGGUUUGUAUGAAUAUUGGAAUCAUAGGAUUAUCACUAUUAAAUCUGUCUUUUUGUUCAUGACUUGGGUUUUAGCUACUUUGGUAGCAGUCCUAUCAAAAAAUAGAAUUCUUAGUGGAGACAAAAGGUGGCCAUUAAUCCUUAUCCUCUGGUGGGUCUUUUCCUUCGUCAUUGAUUCAGUUUCUCUCUCCAUUUACACUAUCAGACAUUUGAAAUCCAUAGAUUUCCCAAGUUCUUUGCCAGAACCUAACAUAGUUGAUUUUGUUUCCUUUCCUUUGGCAAUACUUCUUUGUUUCAAUGCUUUCCCUACUAGUUGUACUAGGAAACACAGUGACGUAGUAGAGCCUUUACUGCAAAAGGAAAAUGAAACUUUCCAUGGUGAAGAUGGUGCAUUCACAAAUGCUGGAAUUUGGAGCCAACUUACUUUCCAAUGGUUAAACCCGAUUUUUAAAAGAGGUCGAGUUCAAAAGCUUGAAUUACCUCAUAUUCCUUCGAUUCCACAAUCAGAAACAGCAGAUAUUGCUUCCUUGUUGCUGGAAGAAUCGCUCAGAAAACAGAAAUUUGAAGCAUUGGUAUUGCCAAAGUCCAUAGCCUAUGCCAUAUGGAAAUCCUUGGUCAUGAAUGCAACUUUUGCAGGAAUUAACACAAUUGCAUCCUAUACGGGUCCCCUCUUAAUCACAAACUUUGUGAAUUUCCUGUUAGUAAAGGAAGAUAAUUCAAGCACCCACUAUGGUCUGAUUCUUGCAUUCAUUUUCUUCUUUGCAAAGACAGUUGAGUCACUAACUCAACGACAAUGGUAUUUUGGUGCUCAGCGAAUUGGUAUACAACUAAGGGCAGCUCUAAUAGUAUUAAUUUACAAGAAAUCUCUAUUCACUAAGUAUGUCGUUGUAAGCAACGGCAAAAUUAUAAAUUUAAUCAAUGUGGAUGCUGAAAGAAUUGGAGACUUCUGCUGGUACAUUCAUGGAGUUUGGCUGCUUCCAGUCCAGGUCAUUCUGGCCUUGAUCAUCCUCUACAGGAAUCUAGGAGCUGCCCCCUCCAUUGCUGCUCUUUUUGCCACAGUUUUGGUGAUGGUAUGCAACACGCCUUUGGCCAACAUGCAAGAAAGGCUUCACUCCAAGAUCAUGGAAGCUAAGGAUUCAAGAAUCAAAGUGACUUCAGAGACUUUGAAGAGCAUGAGAGUUUUGAAACUACAUUCAUGGGAACCCUCAUUCUUAAAGAAGCUCCUUCAUCUCAGGGAAACUGAGAGAAGCUGGCUGAAAAAAUACCUAUAUUCUUGCUCAGCAGUGGCCUUUCUGUUUUGGGCUUCACCAACUUUUGUUUCAGUUGUCACUUUUGGUGUCUGCAUUGUAUUGAAGACGCCAUUAACAACAGGUACAGUCCUCUCAGCCUUGGCCACUUUUCGAAUUUUACAAGAACCUAUCUACAACCUACCUGAGCUCAUUUCAAUGAUUGCUCAAACAAAGGUCUCAAUUGAUCGUAUCCAAGAUUUCAUUGGAGAAGAAGAUCAAAAGAAGCUAAUACAUGAUCAUACUUCAAAUUCUUUGAAUAUCGCAAUUGAAAUUGAUAUAGGGGAAUAUGCUUGGGAAACAAGUGAAGAAAAAUUAAGGAGACCUACAAUAAAGUUUUUGGAGAAGAUGAAGAUAAUGAAAGGUUACAAGGUUGCAGUUUGUGGUCCGGUUGGGUCAGGAAAAUCAAGUCUUAUCUCUAGUAUACUCGGUGAAAUUCCUAGGAUUUCUGGGGGAGGAAUAACAGUUUAUGGAAGGAAGGCCUAUGUGCCCCAAACUGCUUGGAUUCAAACAGGUACGAUUAGAGAGAAUGUUCUGUUUGGCAAGGAAAUGAACAAGGCAUAUUAUGAGGAUGUACUAGAAGCCUGUGCUUUGAAUCAGGAUAUCAAGAUUUGGCAAGACAGAGAUUUGAGUGUAGUUGGAGAGAGGGGGAUGAACUUGAGUGGAGGACAAAAGCAAAGAGUCCAACUGGCAAGAGCUGUCUACAGUGAUGCCGAUGUUUAUUUCUUGGACGAUCCUUUCAGUGCUGUUGAUGCACAUACUGGAACCUAUUUGUUCAAGAAGUGUCUCAUGCAACUAUUGUCCCAAAAGACUGUCAUCUAUGCUACUCAUCAAGUGGAAUUUUUAGAUGAUGCCGACCUUGUUUUGGUGAUGAAAUCUGGAAAGAUAGUUCAGUCUGGAAAGUAUGAAGAUCUGAUAGUAGAUCCAAAUGGUGAACUUGUUAGACAAAUGGCUGCUCAUAGAAAAUCACUAGACCAAGUUAACCCACUCCAAGAUGAUAAUACCUUAACUAGUAGACCCUGUAAGAUAAAUCAGAUAGAAGUUACAGAAGAAAAUUUUGAAGCUCCCAUCAAUUUUGGAAAACUUACAGCAAGAACUCAAGAAGAAGAGACAGAAACUGGUCGAGUGAAAUGGAGUGUUUACUCGACCUUUGUUACUUCUGCUUAUAAAGGAACUCUAGUUCCUGUUAUUCUUCUCUGUCAAGUUCUCUUUCAAGGACUACAAAUGGGCAGCAAUUAUUGGAUUGCAUGGGCAACAGAGGUGGAAGGCAAAGUCAGUAGAAAGCAUAUGAUAGUGAUAUUCGUUUUGAUGUCUGGUGGGAGCUCAAUCUUCAUAUUCGGAAGGGCAGUUUUGCUAGCUACUAUUGCUGUUGAGACUGCUCAGCGUCUCUUCUGUGGAAUGAUCACAUCAGUUUUCCGAGCACCCAUUUUCUUUUUUGAUUCUACACCUUCAAGUCGAAUCCUUAGUAGGUCUUCUACAGAUCAAAGCACCGUAGACACAGACAUUCCCUACAGAUUAGCUGGAUUGGCAUUUGCGCUUAUUCAGCUAUUAAGUAUCAUCAUCCUAAUGUCCCAGGUCGCGUGGCAAGUCUUCCUUCUCUUCCUUGCAGUUCUUGCCAUCUCUAUGUGGUAUCAGGAUUAUUACAUUACCACUGCUAGAGAACUAGCCCGAAUGGUUGGAAUUCGAAAGGCGCCAAUCUUGCAUCACUUUUCAGAAUCAGUUUCUGGGGCAGCAACAAUUCAUUGCUUCAAUCAGGAAGAGCGCUUUGUGACAAGAAUUCUCAGCCUGAUUGAUGAUUAUUCUCGCGUAGCCUUUCACAAUUCUGCCACAAUGGAAUGGUUGUGUGUUCGGAUCAACUUUCUCUUUAAUCUUGUCUUCUUCCUUGUUCUGAUAAUCUUGGUGAGCCUGCCUAGGUCAGCUGUUGACCCCAGCUUAGCAGGACUGGCAGCUACCUAUGGCUUGAACCUAAAUGUUCUUCAAGCAUGGGUAAUAUGGAAUCUGUGCAAUGUUGAGAACAAAAUGAUAUCAGUUGAGAGAAUUCUCCAAUUUACAAAUAUACCAAGUGAAGCACCCCUAGUGAUUGAAGAUCACAGGCCAAAGCCUGAAUGGCCAACAGAUGGAAAGAUAGAGCUUGAAAGCCUUCAUGUCCAGUAUAAUCCUGCACUUCCAAUGGUUCUAAAAGGGAUCACUUGCACCUUCCCGGGAGAGAAGAAAAUUGGAGUUGUGGGGAGGACAGGAAGUGGAAAGUCAACUUUAAUUCAAGCACUCUUUAGGGUGGUGGAGCCUUCUGGAGGACGGAUUCUGAUUGAUGGAAUUGACAUUUGUAAAGUAGGUUUACAGGAUUUAAGGUCUAGGUUGGGUAUAAUACCACAAGACCCAACAUUGUUUCAAGGAACCGUGAGAAGUAAUAUAGAUCCUUUGCAACAGCAUUCGGAUCAAGAAAUUUGGGAGGUUAUCAACAAGUGUCAUCUUGCAGAGAUAGUGAAACAGGACCAAAGGCUUCUUGAUGCACCAGUGGCAGAAGAUGGAGAAAAUUGGAGUGUUGGACAGAGGCAGCUUGUUUGCCUGGCCAGGGUUCUCCUUAAGAAGAGAAGAAUUCUAGUGUUGGAUGAGGCUACUGCUUCUAUAGAUACUGCAACAGAUAAUUUAAUUCAAGAAACAAUAAGAGAAGAGACAAAGGGAUGCACGGUCAUUACUGUAGCUCAUCGUAUACCCACUGUUAUUGACAAUGAAUUGGUUCUGGUUCUUAAUGAAGGCAAUGUUGUAGAGUAUGACUCCCCAGCUCAGUUACUCAAGGAUAAGUCCUCUACAUUCUCAAAGUUGGUGGCUGAAUUCUUGAGGAGAUCAUCCAAGAGUAACUGCCAUGGGGAUAUUUCUUGAACGAAGGCCAAGAUUAUGAUGCAAACCAAUAAUAGCAGCACCCUUGAAAGUCAGACAGUGAAUCGACAGAAUCGUUCAUGCUCCAAGCGCUUGGGAACCAUCUUACAUACCAAAACACCCUGAACAGCCAAAAUGAGAGUUCCAGCAAACAGCUCUGACGAUUGACACGUUCAAGAUUCAUGAAAGCAAAACCAUUAUUCUGAAUAAAUUUUAGAUCAUCGAUGACCAGUGGCGAUUCUAGGAAUUUUUCCCAGGGUGUUCCUAAAAUUAU